Messenger RNA from Spodoptera frugiperda (fall armyworm), 3142 nucleotides. Its product is annotated as nose resistant to fluoxetine protein 6-like. Gene Ontology annotation, molecular function: acyltransferase activity, transferring groups other than amino-acyl groups. The transcript has 13 exons. The coding region runs from base 12 to 2147 and encodes 711 amino acids. NCBI's taxonomy places the organism in Eukaryota, Metazoa, Arthropoda, Insecta, Lepidoptera, Noctuidae. The record is from RefSeq and is a predicted model, not a curated record.
AAAGUGCAAAAAUGGCACUCAAGAUUCAAAUAUUAAUUUUAUUUUUAAGUUCUUUUUUUGCGCUCGGUUAUAAUGAGAUUGGAAGAAAGACUCCAGCAGUUGACUCAGAAUUAUAUGAAAGUGUGAUUGAUGCAGAAGAGUGUCAUCGGCAAAUAAGGACGAUAAGAAGUAACCCCAUGUUGAUGCUUCAAUUUGCUGACGCUGGUAUAAGAACACCAAGAGGAGUAUUAACUGGAAAUUCAGUGGAUAUGGGAAACUACCACCAAUGUUUGGGCAUCGAUCAUCAACUAGAAGACAUGCAUAUUGAGGGCAAAUACUGCUCAAUCCUGGUUCCAGUCAAUCAGACACUUCAUUUACCUCGCCCUCAAGAUACUAUAUACUCACAAUUUGAUCCAUACUCCUUGCAAGUAGACAAUGAUACUAUGAAGUUGAUAGAAGAAUACUAUAAGACAAGAAGUGAAUUACAACUCUUGAGUGGAAAUUUUGAAGAAUUUGAGGAUGAUACUAGGACGACUCCUCCGAACCCUCUUAUUUGGAUGACGUUCAGAUUGGCUGUGUGCAUCCCAAAACCAUGCACAACUCAGCAAGCAAUAUCUUUAUUACUCUUCAACAUCACAGCCGUAGGAUUCCGUUACACAGAACAUUAUUGUCGCAUUCCCAAUGACAAACCAUGGUCCCCUGCAGAUACGGCUGCCGUAGUAAUAUUUUCCGUAAUAGGAUUUAUUGCUAUAAUAAGUACAAGCUACGACGUUUGCUAUCGUUUUAUACUGAAGAGAGAUGUAAAACAAAUGAGUACCCUUGGUCGAUCAUUUUCUUUUUACACAAAUGGGCAACGACUGACAACGUUUAGUUCCAGUGGUGGGAACUUACAAUGUAUUGAUGGGAUCAGAACUCUCGCCAUGCUGUGGGUCAUUAUAGGACACACGUUCAGUACGGAAUCGUUCAUAGCGAACCCUGCUGACGCACAAAUUUGGAUGUUUUCUGCUGAAGCUUUAUGGAUUACUGCGGCCACUAUGACUGUAGACACAUUCUUUACUCUCGCAGGCGUGCUUUUAGUUUACACAACCGCAGCAAAAAUGAAUCAACUAACGUUUCUCAAGAAUCUCCACUGGUUCUACUUGGGGCGUUACAUACGGGUGACGCCAUUGCUUGCUGCCCUUGUACUUGUUCAGGCUUCAUUCCUGAAUCAAUGGUACGAUGGUCCUCAUUGGUCCACCGUCAUAGCACACACAGAGAAUUGCAGGGAACAUUGGUGGUCUACCUUGCUUCAUGUUCAAAACUUUGUCCAUCCACGAAAUAUGUGUAUCGCACAUUCCUGGUACAUGGCCAUAGACUUCCAGUUGUACGUGCUGUCACCUUUAGUCCUGAUCUGGGUCUUCAGUGGAAAGAAACUUCAAGCUUGGAUGGGAUUAAUCGGUGGUCUAGCAGCAGUGUUGAUAGGAUCCACCAUUUAUAGUUUUAAUAUAAAUCGACAGGCUGGAAAUCUCGUGCCAAACCGUUUCGCAGAAACGAUGGACUAUUUAGUUGAAUAUUACUUCCACACUUUGGCUCGAGCUUCUCCAUUCUUCGUGGGGAUGGUAUUUGGAUACGUUCUUCACCUCUACCGCAAGACCAGGUUACAGAUGCCAUGGUUCCUAGCCGUUUUCUUUUGGGCGUGCUUUGCUGGUAUACUAGGAGGUAUCUUCUACUUCAAAUACAGAAUCAAACAGUUCGACUGGGAUAACCAACUAGUGGACAAUCUGAUGAACUCAUUCAUGAGACCUGUUUAUGCAGUUGCCAUAUGUUGGCUGAUCAUUGCUUGCGUUCAUGGAUAUUCUGGUCCUAUAAAUUGGUUCCUAUCGCUUGAUGAAUGGCGAUUGCCAGCUCGCCUGUCUUAUGCGAUGUUCCUAUUCCAUUACCCUCUCAUGUUCACUUUAAACAACACUGCGGUGUCUCCAUUCUACUUUUCGGUCGAAAAUUUCGUAUUUAAGUUCCUGUCAUAUACCGUACUGUCUGCGGCCGUAUCAUUCUUCUUUGUUUUACUGAUUGACUCUCCGAUAUCAGUUCUCUUCAAAUUGUUGAUGGAUUCAGUUAAUAAACCGCCAGCCAAAGUUGAAAUCAAUGGUGACAGCAGUGCUCGUAUUCGGAAGAAUGUACCUACAGACUAAUAGAGUAAUUAUGGAGUUAUUAGUAAUCUCUAAAGUAGAUUAAAUAUAUCAAUUCUUUAUAUGUUUAAGGAAAAACAGUUCAGAUAGAAUAUCACGGAUCUUUAUUCUGAGAUGACAAUGGUACAAAUAGAAUAAUGCUUAAAAAUAAUUUUAAAUACUCACCCUUGUUCUUAAUUAUAUUUAAGUAAAAUGAAUCUAUAUUUAAGUGUAUUUAAAGUUAAAGUUAGAGCGUUCAUUACACAUUAGUUAAUGACUUAGAUCAGUUGUUCCCAAAGUUGUCUGGACUACGACCUAUAUAAAUCAAGUUGCCAAACUCAGGACCCACUUUCAGACAAUUAAACCGAUACCAAUAUGAAAAAUAAAAUACAGAUCGGUUGGUUAGUGCGUCUUUUUACACAAAAGGUCCACUAAAAAUUUGCUGACUGCACGGUUGGCGCGGUGGCUGGGCAACCGGCUGCCGCGCAACGUGUAGUAAAUUCGAUUCCCCACUUUGUGUGAUCCACAAAUUAUUGUUUUGGGUCUGAGUGUUAUGUGUAUGUGAACUUGUAUGUUUGUAAACGCACCCACGACACAAGAGAAAAUUGUAAUAAGGAGCAACGUUUUUUAAAAAAUGAAUGAAAUGAAAGCUAGCGCCCUAUCAUUGGAUGGCAACACAUAUUUUGGGAAACCUUGAUUAGAUAUUAUUAUUAAUAUAGUAAGUGUGUGUGUAAACUAUGUAUGUAAAUCUAGGAGACUUGACAACAAAGAUAAUGUUGUUUUCAUUAAAUAUUUAGAUUUUUAUCUCUAGGUAUUCUUCCACGUCCGAUUAUUAUUAUUGCCUACUAAGUAUUAACUUUGACAAAAGAUAACAAAGAAAGAUUGAUUGUGAUAUCAACAAAGCACACUACUGAUGUAUUAGGUCAAAUAAUUUAUUAAUGUACAUACAUUUAUACGACUUUAGUUAUACGUAUGAUUUGUAUUGUGUCAAUGAGAAAUAAACGCAUUAAUGAAAGAUA